Prunus armeniaca (apricot) is the source of this 1296-nucleotide messenger RNA. Lineage: Eukaryota; Viridiplantae; Streptophyta; Magnoliopsida; Rosales; Rosaceae. The record is from the annotation of a GenBank genome assembly.
AUGGCGAAGCCAAGCCGAGGCCGUCGCUCGCCACUUUCAGGCUCCGGUUCUGACUCAUCGUCACGCUCCCGCUCGCGUUCGCGCUCCUUCUCAGGCACCGACUCGCGCUCCAGCUCGCAUUCUCGAUCUCGCUCCAGGUCCUUCUCUUCCUCCUCUCCGUCCCGGAGUGCCAGCUCUCGUAGCCGAAGCCCUCCCUCCAAAAAAAGUCCUGAAGUUCCUAGACGAGGUCGUUCUCCACCACCACAAGCUAAAAAGGCAUCUCCACCCCCAAGGAAAGCUUCUCCAAUUCGCGAGUCACUUAUUCUUCACAUUGACCAGCUUACGAGGAAUGUGCAUGAAGGCCAUUUACGAGAAAUAUUUUGUAACUUUGGUGAUGUUGUCAAAGUUGAGCUGGCAAUGGAUCGUGCUGUUAAUCUUCCAAAAGGAUUUGGAUAUGUUGAGUUCAAGACAAGAGCAGAUGCUGAAAAAGCACAGUUAUAUAUGGAUGGUGCUCAAAUUGAUGGUAAUGUAAUCCGAGCAAGGUUUACAUUACCUCAGCGUCAGAAGGGGUCACCGCCACCUAAGCCUGUUUCCACUGCUCCAAAGAGAGAUGCUGUGAAAACUGAUGGUGUCAAUGCUGACAAAGAUGGACCGAAGCGACCAAGGGAAGCUUCUCCUCGUCGGAGGCCACCUCUCUCACCACGAAGGAGAUCCCCUGUAGCUCGCAGAGGUGGAUCUCCAAGACGACUGCCAGACUCUCCACCACGUCGUCGUGCUGGCUCUCCUGCUCGUCGUGGUGAUACUUCUCCAAGGAGGAGGCUUGCAUCUCCAUCUAGAGGUCGUUCUGGAUCUCCGCCACCAAGGCGACGUUCCCCUGUUAGAAGGAUACGUGGCAGUCCCAUUCGUAGACGCUCUCCUUUUCCUCCAAGGCGUCGUUCACCUCCUAGACGGGUUCGUAGUCCUCCCAGAAGGUCUCCAAUCAAUCGUAGGCGUAGCCGGUCUCCUAAUCGUAGGCUUGCUCGAUCACGAUCAAGGUCAAUUUCGCCACGGAGAGGUCGAGGGCCGGCUACUAGACGUGGGAGGUCGUCAUCAUACUCUGGAUCGCCUAGUCCAAGGAAGGUACCCCGAAAGAUAUCUCGUAGUCCAAGAAGGUCUUUGAGGAGAAGAAGCAGGAGCAAGAGCAGCAGCAGCAGUUCACCUCCUCCUUGUUCUAAUGGGAGGGUGCUUGUUGUAGGUCUUUACGAGAAAAAAGCAGUAGCUGUUCCCCCUCCCUCUUGCACUCAGCAGCAAUGGAUAUGUAAUAUCAAGAUUCGCUAG